AUGGCCGAUAGAAGAAAUCCACCUGUCGACGCAGACGAAUUCGUCGAAGCCUUCGCAACAAGGAUGGAGGGAAAUCAAGUCGGUGGGAGGCUAGGACGACUAGUAACACACAUAAGGAGUCUAGGAGCAAGGAAAUUUACUGGAGGGAAACCUCACGAGGCUGAAGAAUGGAUUUACAAUAUGGAAAUCCACUUUGAAAUGAUGGACUGUACCCAAGUAGAGUUACGAAGAGUGGCUACUUGUCUUUUAGAAGGAGAUGCUCGUUUCUGGUGGGACACGGUCAAACUUGUCACACUCCCUGUAGCAAUGGAACUCAUGGAAUGGGCUGUCUUCAAAGAGAAAUUUCUGGAAAAAUAUUUUCCACAAGUUGAGAGAGACAAGAAAGAAUUAGAGUUUAUUCAACUUACCCAAGGAAAGAUGACUGUGAUUGAAUAUGAGACCAAGUUCACUAAACUUUCUCGUUUUGCUCCACACAUGGUAGAUACUGAUGAUAAAAAGGUAAGACGAUUCAUUGGAGGACUGAAUUCCAAUAUUCGAAGAAUGGUCACUCAACGUAGAAUCACGUACGAGGAAGCUGUGGACAAAGCCCUAACUCAAGAGGAAGAAAAUCAAAAAUACCGCAUGGAGAAGGAGCGAGAGAAUGGCUUCCGAGGAAAGAGAAGUCAUCCAAUAUCUAACCAGAAAAGUGGACGACCAUGGAAGCAGCAAACAAGGAGAGAUGCAUUUCAAAAGCCGACAACAUUAACUCAACAAGGAAAGGAGGUAGCAAGAGGCCUAAUUCUGUGUUACAACUGUGGAGAAAUGGGGCACAUGUCUAAUGCUUGUCCAAAGCCACAUUGCCUUCCAAAAUCUUGUUAUAAUUGUGGCAAGAUAGGACAUUUCUCAAAUCAGUGCGAUGCACCGAGGCAAAAAAAAUAA
Molecule: messenger RNA, 918 nt
Organism: Rosa chinensis
Lineage: Eukaryota; Viridiplantae; Streptophyta; Magnoliopsida; Rosales; Rosaceae
Exons: 1
Coding region: 1-918 (305 amino acids)
Molecular function (GO): zinc ion binding; nucleic acid binding
Source: RefSeq, a predicted model, not a curated record